This is a messenger RNA of Aspergillus bombycis, 1092 nucleotides long. RefSeq lists its product as uncharacterized. The coding region runs from base 1 to 1092 and encodes 363 amino acids. Gene Ontology annotation, cellular component: membrane. The transcript is spliced from 3 exons. NCBI's taxonomy places the organism in Eukaryota, Fungi, Ascomycota, Eurotiomycetes, Eurotiales, Aspergillaceae. The record is from RefSeq and is a predicted model, not a curated record.
AUGUCUACCGCAUUGCCUUAUUUACAGAAACUGCGCAAGUCCCAACUGACGGACUGGGCGGAAGCCACUGAUCUUCAUGACUACGAGGAGUACAAUAAACCCGAACUCGCCACGCUGCUGGAUCAGCAUCUCCAGGCCAACCAAUCCAUCUUCGCCAAGGAUGCGCGACUAACGGAUUACUACCGUCGCCUGUCGCAAACCCCGCGCAAGGGGUCGCCGGUCAAGAGAGACCCUCGGGUGGAAAUCUCCCCGCUUGCGAAAGAGACCCCGCGGUCGGCGCCACGGUCGGCGCGUCGCCGGCAGACGAGAGUCCAGGAGGAAGAGGUGAAGGAAGAGGAGGCGAAGGAGGAACCCAAGGCGGAACUCAAGGCGGAGGCUGAGCAACCCCGAGAGGAAUCCGACGCGUCUCCGCCACCGGUCUUCCAGACGCCUGGGCCAUCCCCGCUCAACUUUCAAUCGGCCUUGCCGGCGUCGCCGGCCCUCAUCGCUGAUGCGGUUGACCAGGAGUCCGUCGCGUGGUGCAAGAAGGCUAGCGAUUGGUGGGCCGGCUCAGGGGUGCCGGAUGGCACGCAGUCACUGCGCUCCUUGCUGAGCAGCGUGACGGCUGUCCAGAUUCUGACAUUGCUGCUCGAAGGGUGUUCCAUCAUCUAUGAAGUUCUGCCGCUGCGAUUCGUGUCCACCAUUACGAUUUGGGCGAUUGAGAUCUCCAUCAAGGUCCCUGAUGUCUUCGUCCUCGUUGACGGCGUAUUCUGGGCCCCGUUCUCGCUGUGGCUGCUGACCAGCAUUCUGCUGCCAUUGACCGUCGCCUACUUCUUCAACAUCAGCCUGAACAUCGCGCAAGGCGGCAGUGCUGCAUCCCACACGCGCCGCAGCCGCGCAUCGCCCGCGAACUUCGAUCCACUCAGCUUCAACAUUGCCAAGGCGGGGCUCGCAUACCUGGUGUAUGCCCAGCAGUUCAACUUCUUCAACCUGUACAGCCAAUUCUCGAUCGCCCGGGUGAACGCCGCGGUCCCCGGUCAAUGGGCUGGCUUGGUGACUGGGUCUGCGAUUGGGGUGGUCGGCACUUUGUACGAGGCGAUCCUGCGGAAGUAA